Molecule: messenger RNA, 4267 nt
Organism: Alosa alosa (allis shad)
Lineage: Eukaryota; Metazoa; Chordata; Actinopteri; Clupeiformes; Clupeidae
Product: A disintegrin and metalloproteinase with thrombospondin motifs 3
Exons: 22
Coding region: 208-3981 (1257 amino acids)
Biological process (GO): proteolysis; extracellular matrix organization
Cellular component (GO): extracellular matrix
Molecular function (GO): metalloendopeptidase activity
Source: RefSeq, a predicted model, not a curated record
GAACAACUUUGAACACCCGUCAGUUUGGCGUUCUCCAGUGACAUGCAGAAUGCUUCGCUCUAACUCUGUGUGUACAGAAAAAUAAACCUUUCCGAUGAAGAAAGAAACCAGGAGAAAAACGCACCACAGUCUACAAUAAAAAAAAAAAAAGAAAACUUCUCAAGCUGGUUUGAGGGGACUGCUUCAAUUUUCAUUCUAGGCAUCGCAAUGGAUUAUAUUUAUGUUUUGUUUUACUGCACAAUAUGUGUAUUAUUUUUGGAUUAUAGACACGCUGCAAACUCUCAUGCCAAUCUCUCUGGAAAGUUAAGUGAAUACGGACUCAUCGUUCCGUUCAGCACAGACUCUAAAGGCCGGUAUAUCUCUCACGUGGUGUCGCUCGCAGAUGGAAGUAAAAGUGGCGUUUCGUCCGCUGGAAGACGGCGCGUUUCCCGCAGCGUCCCAAGUUCCUCCACGUUCACUUCUAAUAGUCAACAGUUGUUUUUCAACGUCACUGUCUUUGGUAAGGAGUUGCACUUGCGCCUCAGAGCCAACAGAAGGCUCGUUGCACCAGAUGCCUUUGUGGAAUGGCAAGAGGACUUCGAGGAAAAGGCCAAGGAGCGUAUUCAUGGCAACUGUGUUUUUACCGGAGAUGUUACUGAUAUGCCAGAAGCCUCAGUGGCUAUUAGUAACUGUGAUGGACUGGCAGGCCUUAUUCGAACGGACAAUGAGGAGUUCUUCAUUGAGCCCUUGGAGAAAGGCCAGCAGGAGGUGGAGAAAAAGGGCCGUGUCCACGUGGUCUACCGACGCUCCGCCAUCAAGAGAGAGCCCAGUCAACGCAAGGAGCACCUCCACAAUGAAGUGGCUGAUUUUGGCAUCGCGGAGCUGCCCAACGCCCUAGACGCGGUGGAGCAGAAGCUGACCGAGUCGGAGCGCAAGCGGCGGGCCGCCAAGAAAGAGGACUACAACAUCGAGGUCUUGCUGGCCGUGGACGACUCGGUGGUGCGCUUCCAUGGGAAGGAACACGUCCAGAACUACGUGCUGACCCUCAUGAACAUUGUAGAUGAAAUCUACCAUGACGAAUCCCUAGGAACCAACAUCAAUGUGGUCCUCGUGCGAAUCAUCAUGGUUGGCUACAGACAGUCCAUCAGUCUGAUUGAGCGUGGAAACCCAUCUCGGAGCCUGGAGCAGGUGUGCCGCUGGGCCAACACCCAACAGCGCUUGGACCCCAACCACGCCGAGUACCAUGACCAUGCCAUCUUCCUGACCAGGCAAGAUUUUGGUCCCGCAGGUAUGCAAGGUUACGCCCCGGUGACAGGCAUGUGCCACCCCCUGAGGAGUUGCACACUCAACCACGAGGACGGCUUCUCCUCCGCGUUCGUGGUGGCCCACGAGACAGGACACGUGCUGGGGAUGGAGCAUGAUGGCCAGGGGAACCGGUGCGCCGAUGAGACCAGUAUGGGCAGCAUCAUGGCGCCGCUGGUGCAGGCGGCCUUCCACCGCUACCACUGGUCACGCUGCAGCAAGCAGGAGCUCAACAGAUACCUUCACUCCUAUGACUGUUUGUUGGAUGAUCCCUUCGAGCACAAAUGGCCCAAGCUGCCCGAGCUUCCAGGGAUCAACUACUCCAUGGACGAACAGUGCCGCUUUGAUUUUGGGGUCGGGUACAAGAUGUGCACGGCAUUCCGUACUUAUGACCCAUGCAAGCAGCUGUGGUGCAGUCACCCUGACAACCAGUACUUCUGCAAGACUAAGAAGGGACCCCCUGUGGAUGGCACCGAGUGUGCCCCUGGGAAGUGGUGCUUCAAGGGCCAUUGCAUCUGGAGGUCGUCGCACGAGCCUUAUGGUCACGACGGCAGCUGGAGCUCCUGGAGCAAGUUUGGCUCGUGUUCGCGGACCUGCGGUGGAGGGGUGCGCUCACGCAGCAGGCAGUGCAACAACCCACCUCCUGCAUACGGUGGCCGUGACUGCCCUGGCUCCACCUUCGACUACCAGAUAUGCAACCCAGAGGACUGCGCUGGCCCCUACGAGGACUUCCGUGCCCAGCAGUGUGUCCAGCGCAGCAACAAGUACCACAACAACGUCAAGCACACCUGGUUGCCUUACGAGCAUCCGGACGAGGCCCAUAAGUGUGAGCUGAGCUGCCGCUCUAAGGAGACGGGUGAGGUGGUGUUCAUGAACCAGGUGAUGCACGACGGCACACGCUGCAGCUACACCGAUCCCUUCAGCGUCUGCGCCCGCGGGGAAUGUUUGCAUGUGGGCUGUGAUAAAGAGGUGGGCUCCUACAAACAAGAGGACAAAUGUGGCGUGUGCAGUGGGGACAACUCGCAUUGCCGAACCGUCAAGCUCACGCUCACCAAGACCCCCAAGAAAACAGGCAUGCUGAAAAUGUUUGACAUUCCAGUGGGAGCACGUCACAUCCUUAUCGAGGAGAACGAGACCUCCCCACACAUAAUUGCUGUGAAAAAUCAGGUGACGGGCAACUUCAUCCUGAACUCCAAGGGUGAUGAAGUGAAGUCCAAGACGUUCAUUGAGGAUGGACUUGAGUGGGAGUAUUCUGUCGGCACCGGCAAGGAGUCUUUGAAAACCAUUGGGCCUCUCAAUGAAGGCAUUGUUGUGCUUGUGGUCCCUCAGGAGGAGGAGGCUAAGAUCAGCCUGACCUACACGUACAUCAUACACGAGGACCUGGUGCCUGUCAUCACCAAUAACAACGUGCUGCUGGCCGAACUGGACACGUACGAAUGGGCACUGAAGAGCUGGUCACAGUGCUCCAAACCCUGUGGAGGAGGUGUCCAGUACACUAAGUACGGCUGCAGAAAGAAGAGUGACAGCCGACUGGUGCACCGCAACUUCUGUGAGCUGGGCAAGAAACCCAAGCCCAUACGGAAACGCUGCAAUGUCCAGGAAUGCAGUCAGCCUAAGUGGGUGGUUGAGGAGUGGAGCCCCUGCAGUAAGACCUGUGGGAAGGCAGGUUACCAGUCCCGAGUGGUGACGUGCACGCAGGCCCUGCUCAACGGCACCAGUCGCAGCGUCCACACCAAGUACUGCGCCGAGGAGCGGCCCGAAGCUCGCCGCGCGUGCAACAUCUCCGCCUGCCCCGCACCCUGGAGGACCGGUGCCUGGUCACAGUGCUCGGUCACCUGUGGUGAAGGCAUUCAGCAAAGGCAGGUUGUUUGCCGUGCCAUGGACAACAGCAGUGGUCAGUGUGAGGGAGAAAAGCCAGAAACCGUUCUCAUAUGCAAACUAGCCCCUUGUCCAGGCCAAUCUUCACUUCCGUCACCCACAACUGUUGUGGUGGAGAACGGGACCUCAAGUGACUCAGAUGCUGAUGAUAACAACCCCAUCAACAAAAUCUCCAACGAACCAUGCCUGGGCGACAAAUCCAUUUUCUGCCAGAUGGAAGUACUAGCGCGUUACUGCUCCAUCCCAGGCUACAACAAACUCUGCUGUGAGUCCUGCAGUAAGAGGGCCAUCGGCCCUGCCAGCACUGGCGCCACCACCACCACCCAGACGCCCAACCUGGACACUGCCGUCCCCAACCCACGCUACAGCGUCACUGCCCCCACCCACUCCAGCGCCAUCGUUCCAACUCCAGACGCCACGACGGCCUCGACCGUCGUCAGCACCUCCACGCCAGCCCCAGUGCGAACCACCAAGACGCCCGCGAGGAGACCACGUGCCACAGUGCAAGGCCAAACCCCAUCGCCGCCUCCCAGUCCGCAGGCAGCGUCCAUCUCUCCCGAGGAAAACGCUACUACGCCUCUGCCCUCAACCCCACCCCUGGAGCCCCCCACUAGUCAGAACCAAGCCCAGGCGCCCUCUAGCUCUGGGACCCCUCUACCUCUGGACCCCACUGGACCCCCAGUUCAGUCCACCACCACCCAUCCCAGCGGAGAGGAUGGCAACAGCACUUUAGGCGCCCAGGAGGCCAGUGAGGGGAGGAGAAGGGACAGUGUGGAAUCGGAGAGGCCCCUGACGCAAAGGACCUUGCCAAUGGAGACCUGAGCAGCUGCUUUUUUCAAUAAUAGUCAGUUUGUUUUGUUUUUUUUUGUUUAUGUUUGUUUGUUUGUUUGUUUGUUCAUCGGCUCACUGUCUCUACAUGGUUCCUGGUGAACACACUCUCUCGUCUCAUCUCAUCACUCUUUACCAGUGGACAUAAACCCGGAAUGGUUACCUCAGUUCCUAUACAAACAUACAUAAACUUACACACACAAACACACACACAAACACACACACACACACACACACACACACACACACACACACACACACACACACACAACCACUCACA